CGCUGAUAUAUAGCAUGAAGACGCAGCUGAUGCAACACUGGACCGAGAUAACACAGACAUCGCGCCGGAGCACUGUAGCCUACAGGAUCAGCUCAGAGAGGAAGCAGCGUCUCAUUCUCAUAAAGCGAGUCAGGCAGGAGUUCGCUGCUUAUAUCCUGUACAUUAACCGGUAUCAGCAUGCCUGUUAUCAGAACCCUCAGCAAGGUGGCCAAGCAGGCCCUACUCAGCACCCCGGGGUGCGGCUGCCAGCCCCUGACGGUGGCUGUGCGCAACAUCAGCUUCUCCCCUCGGCAGGUGACGUCUGACGCCAGCUUCCACUCUGUGUCCUUCUCAGAAACGGACCACCCCAAGGUGCUCAUUACAGGAGGCCUGGGUCAGCUCGGGGUGGGGCUCGCCAAACUCCUACGGAAGAGGUUUGGCAAGAACAACGUCAUCUUGUCUGACAUCAGGAAACCUCCGAGCAAUGUUUUCCACAGUGGCCCCUUCAUCUACUCAGACAUCCUGGACUACAAGAACCUGCGGGAAAUUGUGGUGAACAACCGCAUCACAUGGCUGGUUCACUACAGCGCCCUCCUCAGUGCUGUUGGAGAGGCGAACGUGGCCCUGGCACGCUCUGUUAACAUCACCGGUCUUCACAACAUCUUGGACAUUGCAGCAGAGCACGGCUUGCGUCUGUUUGUCCCCAGCACCAUCGGCGCCUUCGGUCCCACUUCUCCCCGCAACCCUACGCCAGAUCUCUGUGUGCAGAGACCUCGUACCAUCUAUGGUGUCUCCAAAGUCCACGCUGAGCUGAUGGGAGAGUACUACCACCACCGCUACGGCCUUGACUUCCGCUGUCUCCGCUACCCAGGAAUCAUCUCUGCUGACUCUAUGCCAGGGGGUGGCACAACAGACUAUGCCGUCCAGAUUUUCCACGACGCAAUCAAAACUGGCAAGUUUGAGUGCAACUUGAAACCCGACACACGGCUGCCCAUGAUGUACAUUGACGACUGCCUGCGUGCCACACUGGAGGUGAUGGAGGCGCCAGCUGAUACACUGAGCAUGAGGACCUACAACAUCAACGCCAUGAGCUUUACCCCAGAGGAACUGGCCCAGGAACUCCAGAAGCAAAUGUCAGAGCUGGAGGUCACGUAUGAGGUUGACCAUGUACGACAGGCCAUUGCUGACAGUUGGCCAAUGAACUUUGAUGACUCCAACGCAAGGAAGGAUUGGGGCUGGAAGCACGAUUACGAUCUCCCAGAGCUCGUCCAGACGAUGCUUAACUACUUCGGUGCAGACACGCUCAUGGCUCGUGCCAACUGAGCAACAUGGUCCGAGUAUUCUUUGUACAUAAUGUAAAGACUGACCAAAGAGAAUAGAGAAACAUUGCCUGUACAUAGUAGUUCUCUCACUUCUCUCUAUAAAAUCAGAAGGCCUCUGCUUGCCUGGCACAAAUCUACAAUGUCUUCAGGAUGUAAAAGGUCAGCGUGGGCUAGACAAUCCUCCUUGCUCCUGUCUAUCUACCCCUGCUUUGCUCUCUUUCUCCUUUGAAACUGGGUGAAGAGCAGUCUGUCAGCAGAAGGUUGUCCGCAUUAUCAGGGAUAACAUUGUGGCCUGGAAAUCCAAAUCGGUCAGGGUUUAGUUUUCUGCAAAAUUUCCAAGGAUUGUCAAAAAUCAGGUAUCGAGGGCGUAAAAGCUCCUGGGGAUGAAAUCAAAUGGGUGUACAAAUACACAAGUUGUGUCCUUUUGAUGCACUUUAGACAGAUUUGUGUCUUAAAAUUACUGACAAGUAAAUGAGCCGAAUCACCUGCAGGGGCGGUUUCUGAUACAGUGCAUCUGUAUUUUGAGCAUUGUGGAGUGAUAAUACUUAAGAAUUGUUCUUCUGUUUAUUCCACGUAACAUUAUUUAUUCUGUCUGUUGAUGUUAAAUAUGUGGGAGCUUCAAGUGAAAGCUUUUCUUAACACUUCUUGUUUCUAAGUGUUCCUGUCCACUUUUAUGAUGUUUUUUUUUUCAUCAACUCUGUGGGAAUUAUUUUGCCACAAAAGCAAAAUGUGACACUGUCUGCCACAUUUAUGUUCAGCCACAUUUGGUGGUUUCUGUAUUUUCAAAAUUUUGUAAAAGAAAUGCUGGAAUUGGUUUCUAUGUAGUCUUAGCAGGUUUUGUCUGUCCUUUCAAUCGCAACAAGCUUUGACAAUAAAACCCUUUUCCAAAUA
Molecule: messenger RNA, 2192 nt
Organism: Dicentrarchus labrax (European seabass)
Lineage: Eukaryota; Metazoa; Chordata; Actinopteri; Moronidae
Gene: tdh
Product: L-threonine dehydrogenase
Exons: 9
Coding region: 178-1302 (374 amino acids)
Biological process (GO): L-threonine catabolic process
Molecular function (GO): L-threonine 3-dehydrogenase activity
Source: RefSeq, a predicted model, not a curated record